AUGGUUACCGGCCUCCACCCACUCAUCGAUAACGGCCUGACGAAGGGCGAUCCGAACUUCAGUGGCGGAACUCUCGAAUGUCACUGCCUGAACAACCGUGUCCAGGUCAAGAUCAACGGCAACGUUGCCCACAACCACGCAUGCGGCUGCUCUAAGUGCUGGAAGCCUUCUGGCGCCCUUGUCUCAGUUGUCGGUGUCGUCCCCAAGGAGAACGUGUCCGUGGUAGCGAACAAGCAGAAGCUCCACGUUAUCGACCGCAAUGCCGCGAUUCAGCGAAACGCAUGCAAAGAGUGCGGCGUGCACCUUUAUGGACGCAUUGAGCAAGCCCACCCGUUCAAGGGCCUCGACUUCGUUCACGCCGAGCUGAGCGAUGAGCAAGGAUGGCAAGAGCCACAAUUCGCUGCAUUCGUAAGCAGCAUUAUCGAGCAAGGAUAUGCUCCGGAGAAGAUGGGAGAGAUCCGAGGCAAGCUGAAGUCGGUGGGGUUGGAGUCGUAUGACUGUUUGAGCCCGACAUUGAUGGACCUGAUUGCGGUGUACACUGCGAAGUCAAAGUUGUGA
This is a messenger RNA of Fulvia fulva, 558 nucleotides long. RefSeq names its product Putative glutathione-dependent formaldehyde-activating enzyme. Bases 1 to 558 code for a protein of 185 amino acids. The record is from RefSeq and is a predicted model, not a curated record. The transcript is spliced from 2 exons. NCBI's taxonomy places the organism in Eukaryota, Fungi, Ascomycota, Dothideomycetes, Mycosphaerellales, Mycosphaerellaceae. Gene Ontology annotation, biological process: formaldehyde catabolic process. Gene Ontology annotation, molecular function: S-(hydroxymethyl)glutathione synthase activity; zinc ion binding.